Messenger RNA from Haliotis rubra (blacklip abalone), 1749 nucleotides. RefSeq lists its product as uncharacterized. The coding region runs from base 52 to 966 and encodes 304 amino acids. The record is from RefSeq and is a predicted model, not a curated record. The transcript has 2 exons. Gene Ontology annotation, molecular function: acetyltransferase activity. NCBI's taxonomy places the organism in Eukaryota, Metazoa, Mollusca, Gastropoda, Lepetellida, Haliotidae.
GGUUACUGUCAAAGCCCUGUAGUCAACAACUGACCUUCUGCGUACAAAGCUAUGGCAGCAUUAACUAGGACCAGAGCGGUAUUGUUCCUCCAAGACAUUUUGGGCAUCAGUGUUCCUUGUGAUAAAGCGGAUGGUCGACCAAGAUGCGACCUACCAUUCCUCAACUGCAUCAUCAGGGAGUUUAUGAGGAAACUUCCGUUCCAGUCCGUCAUACUCUUAGCUGAAGAUCUCGCGAGACGUCACGUGCCCACCAUGUCGGAGAUCGUGGAGGCCAUGUUUAAACAACAUGGUGGUGUGUGCCAUUCCCUCAACAGUUUCAUGUUCUUCUUGCUGGAAGGUCUCGGUUAUGAUGUCACCCUUGGCCACGCUUUCGUGUUCGUUGAGGUAGAUGAACGCCGUGACAACCAUAUAAUAGUAUUUGUCCACAAUUUGGUAACGGAAGGAGACAUGUUCCUGGUCGACGUUGGCUUCGGCGAGCCGUCGUUUGAGGCUGUUUCAUUGGAUUUCGAAACUGAAUCUCCGCUUUUUAAACACUCAUACCUUGAGUAUAAGUUCUUUAAGCAAGACGGGAAGAUCAUAAGGGCCAAUGGAAAGGGCGACAUUCGGCUAACCAGAGACCCAAAGCCUUGGGAGGUUUGUAUCGGACCAUGGCGAGGAGCGUAUGAGUUUCGAACAGAAAACGCCAGACGGUUUGACGAGUUUCAGAAGUGUUACCAUCACCAGUAUGCAUCAUUAGAAGGAAUGCUCUUUCAGAGAAGCCUGAGAGCGGUGAUGUAUCCCAAUGGCAAAGCAUUGAUAAUCCUCCAUAGCAACAUGCUGUGCGAAAACGAGUCUGGUGACCUUGUGAAAUGCCCACUUGCGGAUGACGAGACUAUUUUGAAAACGUACUUGAAACAUUUCCCUCAGUUUGAAGAGGAGAUGGUUAAACGAGCUAUAGCCAACUGGAGGAAACAGAUGCAAGAAUAGAUACGUCUCAGCAUUAAGUCAAUAUAUCAAUAACCCAGAGACUGGUAUCAAUACGAAUACAUGACACUUUUUAUUGAUAACAACUUUAUAUUCCAUGGAGCUAUUUUAUUCAUCAGAUGAAGGAGAAUGAAUUAGCUCCGGUGUCCCAGUGCUAUUGCUGGAAUGUUGCUAAUUGCGGCGUAAAACCUCACUCACUCUGGAACGUCAUGAUAUAGAAUAAAUUAUUAUCCAUAAAAAGUGUCAUGUAUCCAUGCUCUGCCAACUUCUAAAUGCUUUCAAGGACUUGUUUUCCAUUAGUUACAGCCGAAGGCAAGGGCAAGUUCUUAUAGCUAAAGAACUUUUUUAUUGUAUCCGAGGCGACAGUUCAGGAAAUGUAACUUGCGUGAUAAAGGUGGCAGUACCUGUACCUUCAGAUAGCAUACUUACCUUAUUCUAUAAAGAGUGAAUGAGUGUGGUUUUACGCCGUUUUAAUUUUAUCCCAGCAAUAUCACGGCCGGGGACACCAGCAGUUGCAUCACACACAUUGUACCAAUGUUGGGAAUCGAACCCGUAUCUUCAGCGUGACGAGCGUACGGUUUAACCAUUAGGCUACCCCACCCCUAUUCUAUAAGAAGGAGGAGUACGUACUGAUCUAUCGACUGAAUUUACUGAUAGCGAACUUACUGCUGUAAUCAAGGAAAAAUAGAAAUAGAAAUAUUUUGUCCAAAAUAUCUUUAUAUAUACCAGUUAAACUCUUCCGCCGGAUAAAUAUUUCGUCAAAUAUAUAUUGCGAUAUAUUACAAA